AUGCUACAGCUCGUUGAAUGGACACCGCCCUUCAAAGUGAAGGCCUAUUUAGAUCUCUUCCUGAAGAGCAUUUUCUGUGACGGUUGCGCCUUUCUAAAGACUCUUCUUGCAAACGACAAGAUUGAUCCUUGUAUGCAAGUAAUCUACGGACUAUCUAUCGCACCUUGGUACCACCGUUUGUGGCUUCGAACCAAAAUGCAUUGGACUGGCGAUUGGGUGGGUCUGGCAGUUUUGAAUUCUAUCAGAGGUUUUUCCAGCGUCGAACAGCUUGAAUCUCAUAUCUUGCGGAUCAAAGAAUUCCGGAAUAGGGUAAUGGAUAGUCUCCGUUCUGAGUCCAUCGAUGUUAUUCUCUGUCCAGUUGCGGGUUUUGCUGUAGCUCUUCCAUUGCGUCCAUCCCACUCAACCACCGGAAUGUUGGCAUUCCAGAAUCUGGCAAAUACCCUCGGCAUUCCUGCUGGAACCAUGCCUUCGGGUUGUGUGGUAGAAAAGCGUGAUAUUGAAGUGCUGAGGCAAGCUGUGGAAGGAAAGGAAAUCAAAGCGGCGAUGGAUAAUACCGAAGAAAAUUUCUACACGGGUUAUGGUAAUCUUUCGCCUCUCCAUCGUAAUAUGCUUCCACUAGGCUUCUACCGCUCUAAGGCAAUGCAAACUGGAGGUUUUGCGAACUUGCGAGUUCAAUCGAUUAUAUGCGCCGUGCAUCCAACCACCCUAUCUGACGAAUUGUGGGUUGCUUUGAUCGGUUUCAAACAAAGCACUUUGCAGUUGGGUACAGCUAUCCAUAUACCUGCUGAUGCGUCUCUAAAAACGAUUAAUUUGUUUCUGCAACAAUUGGAUUGCCUCUGUUUGGAGCCUGUAUUGCCAGUUCUAUCGCUUGUAUUGGUAAGCUUUGAAUCCGUGACUUCAAACUUUGCAGGUACAACUGACCCGCUCUGUCGCUCAAUGCUAUAA
Molecule: messenger RNA, 945 nt
Organism: Rodentolepis nana
Lineage: Eukaryota; Metazoa; Platyhelminthes; Cestoda; Cyclophyllidea; Hymenolepididae
Source: the annotation of a GenBank genome assembly